This is a messenger RNA of Photinus pyralis (common eastern firefly), 6106 nucleotides long. Its product is annotated as cadherin-23-like. Gene Ontology annotation, cellular component: plasma membrane. Gene Ontology annotation, molecular function: calcium ion binding. Lineage: Eukaryota; Metazoa; Arthropoda; Insecta; Coleoptera; Lampyridae. Gene Ontology annotation, biological process: homophilic cell-cell adhesion. The transcript has 25 exons. The record is from RefSeq and is a predicted model, not a curated record. Bases 319 to 5973 code for a protein of 1884 amino acids.
AGCCGCACAUUUUGAACAAAAUCCAGUUUGGUUUCGGUAGGUGCACCGUAUUUACAUUGUUACACCGGUUACCGGAGUGAUGCACGCACCAUUUCCGGUAGAUAGGUACACUUCGUUGAAAAUGUUCACGCAACCGAGUGUCUUAUGCACAAGUGUGCGGUAUGAAAGUAAAUUUGAAAGUUUGUGCGAAGAAAUGGAUUAGACCUCUGUUUGGAAAUGAGAGCUAAUAUGCUAAUUAACGUAAUUACCGAGGUGGUGACAAUUAAGAACCGGGUGGAUUUAGACUUUAGCUACCAAAUUACAUAAACGGAUUCGGUGAUGAUGUCUACCGGAAGGAGGAAUCUCAUCGACGGGCAUAGAAGUUUCUUCAGAAUAAAAGUUCGUUUAAAAUUUUCGAGUGUGUUCCUGUUCUUUAAAAUAGUGUGCGUGUUGUACGCGUUUCAAGGGUGCAUUUCCGGAGUACUGUGCAAUAGACCCCCUCGAUUUUUAAUAGAUGGGCAGACGGAAAUUGUAAUAAGACUUAAAGAGGGUAGUGACACUCCUGUUGGUUCUGUUAUAUACAAGCUUCAUGCCAUCGAUCCAGACGGCGACAAUUUGAAAUUUGGUGUAAAACAGCAAUCUGGAAGUGAAGUAAUUAGGGUCGAAACGACGUCCGCAAACGAAGCUAAUGUAUACCUGAACCAAGAAUUAGAUCGAGAAGUACGCGACGAAUACGCAAUAGUACUCACCUUAACAGAUGGCCGUCUUGGAAGCGGAAACUAUGUCACCCAAAGUCUAUUGCUGCUGGUAGAGGAUGUUAACGACAACGUUCCCAUUUUUAAACCGUAUCAGUCGACCAUAAUUCUGCCGGAAGACUCCUCGCCUGACGUUAUAGCAACUCUUCAAGCGACCGAUGCCGACGAAGGUGCUUAUGGACAGGUGGUUUACCAUAUGCAAGGGAGCCAGUCUUUAUUUUCCAUCAGUACAGUUUCCGGGAGCGCUGUAUUGCGUUUAAUCGGUAGUUUGGACUAUGAAAAGCAAAGUCUGCACCAGCUCAAAGUUUUAGCGAUCGACAGAGCGAAACAAGGAAGAGUGAAUACUGGUACCGCAGCAUUGGUGGUGAAAGUUCAGGAUGUUGACGAUCAACCACCUGAAUUUGUCCGAGUGCAAUCCGUUGCACGAGUGUCUGAGGAUGCUCCGAUUGGUACUUCAGUUCUGCAAGUGAAAGCUGUCGAUGGGGAUAGAGGGAUUAACAAUAUAAUAUCAUAUGCACUAACUUCGAACGACAUCUCCCCUGCACUGGCAGAGUUGUUUGCGAUCGAGGAGCAUACAGGUGUAGUUUAUACAAAAUCAAAACUUGAUAGGGAGGCGCUUACAUCAAAUUCUGGAGCGUAUAUUUUGCAAAUUAUGGCUGUGGAGCAGAACAGCCGGCUUGAUCCACAACCAAGCGCUGUGACAGAAGUGACAGUGAUGAUAACGGACGUUAACGAUGAGAAACCGCAGUUUCGAAAUUCUCACUACGAAUGCGAAGUUUCCGAAAAUGUGCCGAACAACACUCCCCUAUUAUUUUCCCCCAAUUUUACACCGGAGGUGUACGAUCGCGAUCAGGGAAACAAUGGCACCUUUAUAUUAAGCAUUGAAGGCGCUAAUAAUAUUUUCGAAGUGAUGCCGAGGAAAAUUAUAAACGAGGCAACUUUCACUAUUCGUGUCAGAAAUUCUAGUCAUUUAGAUUUCGAGCAAUUGACAAUCAUAAAUUUCACACUGGUGGCAAAGGAGGUUGUUGCGGAUGAUCCCCACAUGGCGAAAGUUCCCGUUACCGUCUUCAUUCGUGAUCAAAACGAUAAUUAUCCGGAGUUCACACAAGAGUUGUAUGAGAUUUCCAUUCCGGAAAAUUCUGAAGCUGGAACAACAGUUGCAUGGGUCCAGGCAUUGGAUGACGACUCUGAGAAUUAUGGUACCCGUGGGAUACGGUAUACAAAUUUAGCUGGAAGCAUUCAACAUAUGUUACACUUGCAUCCGGUAUCUGGCGUAAUAACAAUAAAAGAAGCAGGUGGUCCAAACUGGGAUAGAGAACAAGUUUCGAGGCAUUAUUUAACGGCGGAAGCACGAGAUGAUUUAGGCAAAGGAAAUCGAAAUUCCGUACAAUUAAUUAUUAAUUUGGAAGAUGAGAAUGACAAUCCCCCCUUGUUCUCUCGGGGAUACUACGAAGCACGCAUAUCUGAAAACGAAGAUGAUUUCGAGCAUCCGCUUCGAAUUGAGGCUCGAGAUUCUGACUUGAACGGGACCAAAAACAGCGAAAUAGAGUACGUGCUCUUUGGCGACUUUAAGCACAAUUUUUCAAUAAAUACAGUCACGGGAUUAAUAAAACCCAAACGAGCGUUUGAUUUUGAAGAGUUAACUGGUUCUGCAGACGAACACGUGAGACCACUACAUCUCACAAUAAGAGCCAAAGAUUGUGGUACACCGAGUCUUGCAUCUGACGUUCCCUUAAUAAUAUAUGUUCACGACAUCAAUGACCACAAACCUUACUUUGAGUACUCGUUUUAUAACACAACCAUACCAGAAACAGCAUCGGGAGGAACACACGUCUUGCAGGUGCAUGCAAUUGAUUGGGAUGGAUCUACCCCAAACAAUAAAGUGAUCUACCGAAUACAAGGUGGUGCUUUUGAUAAGUUUAUUAUAGAUUCGGAAAGUGGUGUUAUAUCAGUGGCACCUGGAGCAUCCUUAGAUCCUGAUUUGAAUCAUCCUCGCCGGAUGCUUUAUUCGUUACUGGUUGCUGCCUUAGAUAGUGCCCCAGGAGAUGCACAACUUUAUUCAACGGUUACCGUAAAUAUUACUAUAUCUGAUGUAAACAAUAAGCCGCCCACGCUAUCCAUCCCUUCAACUUUGAAGUUACGAGAGGAUAUACAGGUUGGCAGCAUCGUAACCAAGCUAGAAGGUCAAGAUCUGGAUACAUCUGCAUCUUUGCGAUAUACCCUAGACCCACUUAGGUGUGAAGCAAAAACGGAGUAUGGAGUGUCUUUGUCGGCUGCGGAGUACAACUGCCUUAGCAUCUUUAAGGUCGGCCAAUUCGACGGCUCACUAGUAAUUGCGAAACCAUUAGAUCGAGAAGUGGCGGAGCAGUUCUACUUGGGCGUCCUAGUUGAAGAUAUCGCAUCUGAAACGGACCUACAACAAACUAAAGCUUCUCUGACAAUUGAAGUGUUGGAUGUAAAUGAUAAUAAUCCCAAGUUUCGUAAGUCCCAUUAUCGCUUUACUGUUACGGAAAACAGUAAAAAUGGCGUUGUUGUUGGGAAUGUCAUCGCCGACGAUUUAGACAAAAAUAAAUCUAUAACGUACUCAUUGGAAGGGUCGGCUCAGUUGCUCGAAUUCCUUCAUUUAGAUUCUAACUCUGGAGAACUGGUUGUUGCCAACAAAAUUGAUCAUGAAGCGUAUCAAUGGUUGAAUUUAACGGUAAAAGCUGUAGAUUCCGGGUUACCACGGCGUUCUAGCCGAGUAGAGCUUUACGUUCAAGUAUUAGAUGAAAACGACAACAACCCAUAUUUCUUGCCGGAACCCAAAGAGCUGAUAGUUACUGAAAGUAUAUCAAUCGGGGAAACCAUCGGAACCGUCCAAGCCCACGACUUGGAUUCUGGGGACUUCGCGAAGAUAACGUACUUACUCGACAGAGUUAGCUCUCAAGGAAAAUUUUCCAUCAAUCCAGAAACUGGUGAAAUCAAGGUGGCCGAUUUUUUAGAUCGCGAAACAAAAAGCUCGUAUUUCCUCAUUUUGGAAGCCUGGGAUAAUUACCAGUACGGUUACUAUAACUCCGAAAGUCGAAAUGCGUUUAAACAUGUUAAUGUGACAAUUUCUGAUGUCAAUGAUAACACUCCCAAGUUGCACUUGCCAUCAUCGUGCGUGAGUGUUACCGAAUUUCACGAACCGCUACAGCCAAUCACAACUAUCCAAGCUUCAGACGAUGAUGAUCCCUCAACGGUAAAUGGGCAAGUUAUGCUUGACAUCUCCGAUGGAAACCUGUACGAUACUUUCGAACUACAGCAAAUAGACAGGUGGUCGGCACAUCUACACUCCUUAAAACCGCUAAAAGGACAACACGGAAAUUACACAAUCACAAUACGCGCCCAGGACUUGGGGCAUCCCAGUCUUUCAGCUGAAGCACCAUUACAACUUUGCAUUACAGAUUAUAAUGACCACGCGCCCUUUUUUGUAACGCCUCCCCACAACUCAACUUUAAAAGUUCCCGAGAAUGCCACUGUUGGAAGCGCUUUAAUAAAAAUUGUUGCAAUUGAUGAUGACGUUGGUGGAAAUGGUGCUGUACGAUACCGGUUAAAAACUGACCCAGCUGGUCACUGGAAAGCAUUUAAUCUGCAACCCGUAUCGGGAAUCCUUGAACUUCGACUACCUUUGAACAGAAAGAAACAGAAAAUUUACGAUAUUCGAAUAGAAGCUUACGAUUUAGGAGAGCCAUCGCUAAGCUCCGAUCUCGAUUUAACAAUCUACAUCAGUAAUAUCGACGAUUAUCGCCCACAAUUUACCACGGACGACUUUUUCCUAAAUUUCACAGAAAACGAGCAAACUGGGGUUGAAAGUUACAAGUUGCCCGAUACAAUAGACAGAGAUGAGCUUGAAUUCGAAGGUCCAUUUGCUCCCAUUUGUUACCAUAUCGUUGGAGGAAAUGAGGAAGGAUUGUUCAACUUACAUGCAACUUCACACGAACUAACCGUGAAUACUCCACUUGAUCGAGAAAGGAGGGACACUCAUGUACUUCUCGUUCAAGCAACCGAGGAUUGUGCGUCACCCCCAACAAACCUAACUCUCUUUGAUCCUCACGACGACACUUUGCUGAAAGUAUCCGUUAAAGUGUUAGAUAUCAACGACAAUGCGCCGGUUUUUAGACAUCGAAUUUUUACGGGAGGUGUUAGUACCGCUACAGACUUUGGCACAGAUUUUAUGACUAUCAUUGCCGACGACCUAGAUGAGGGAAUUAACUCAGAGUUGUCGUACUAUCUAAUAGGGAAAAUACGCAUGACACUAACAGAAGGUUUGGAAAAUUUAGGUACGCACCCCUUUUUGGUUGACCGGUUAACGGGAAACGUACAACUUAAUUUUGAUCCGCAACAAGGGAUGAAAGGGUAUUUUGAUUUUAUGGUACUUGUAAACGACACAGGAGGGCUGGAAGAUAGAGCGCACGCAUUCAUUUAUUUACUCCGAGAAGACCAACGCGUCAGGUUCGUGCUUCGACAGCACGCUGCCGAAAUCAGGAACCACAUGGAAGCUUUUCGAGAGGUUUUAGGCAAUGUAACUGGAGCAUUUGUCAACGUCGACGAAUUAAAAGUUCAUACCAACCACGACGGCACUGUAGAUAAAACUCGUACAGAUGUUUAUCUACAUCUGGUAAAUAGGCGCGAUAAUUCGAUUUUGGAGGUGGAUGAGGUCUUACGAUUAAUUGAUCAAAACACAGAGAAGCUGGAUUAUUUGUUUAAAGAGUUCAAUGUUCUUGAUACACAACCUGGAGGAAGUUACGCUUUGAUCUCUACAAGAAACCCAACGGAAAGCGUAUUUUGGUUAACAGCGAUGUCUCUGUUUCUGCUACUUCUGUUGCUUCUAUGCUUAGCUCUCUGUAUAAAUCAACGACAUACGUACCAAAGGAAGUUGAAGGCAGCUACUGCUACAGCUUAUGGUGGAGAUUCUGAAAUUGACGAUCGCGGAGUAAGCGCUUUAAGCGGACGGGUACCGAAUACUAACAAACACAGUAUGGAAGGUAGCAAUCCCAUUUGGCUGCAGGCUUAUGAAAAUGAAUGGUAUAAAAGUGACGAAUUAAGCUGUCAGGGAACUGAUCGAGACUCUCUAGACGAAAAUGUUGUCAGUGGAAGUGGAGACUCAACUUGCUGCAUUAAUAAUGCGCAUGACCAGAUCAUCAAUUGCAUUCAAAAUGUGUAUCAAACGCUACCACCGAUUCCUCCACCUCGAAAAUUGGAAACAACUGAAUUGUGAUCUGUCAAUAAAAUAAUACUUAAACGUAAAUGAUACAACGACAUGUAGAGUUAGGAUUUAAAGCUUGUAUAUAUUGAUAACCGUAUGUAUAUUUCAACAAUACCAAAGAAAAGUCAUUUGAAUAAACUAGUAC